Rhizopus microsporus ATCC 52813 is the source of this 337-nucleotide messenger RNA. RefSeq lists its product as uncharacterized. The record is from RefSeq and is a predicted model, not a curated record. The coding region runs from base 18 to 278 and encodes 86 amino acids. The transcript has a single exon. NCBI's taxonomy places the organism in Eukaryota, Fungi, Mucoromycota, Mucoromycetes, Mucorales, Rhizopodaceae.
CUCUGGUUUUAUUAUUAAUGACAGAUGUGUUUAAGCAAUUUAUUCAAUCAAGCACGAUUGGUAACUUGAUUGAUAAAGUCAAGCCAAUUGAACAGCAAAGAGAUUUGAUUGACCUGCCCGCAACAGCAACUAUUGAAGAAGCACUAGACUUGUUAUUAGCAGAAGAUAUCAAGUCUGUACCCAUUUAUGAGCUUAACCAAAAUGAAAAAAAGUACAUAAUGAUUGUCUCUGCCUUAGAUUUGCUUAGACUCAUAUGCAGUCAAGUAAGGGAGAAAUGACAGCUCAUGGCCAAUACAAUAACCAUAUAAUAUUAGAUUACAGAAGAUAUCAACUCUCA